Pestalotiopsis fici W106-1 is the source of this 978-nucleotide messenger RNA. RefSeq lists its product as uncharacterized. Gene Ontology annotation, molecular function: phosphatase activity. The record is from RefSeq and is a predicted model, not a curated record. The transcript is spliced from 2 exons. NCBI's taxonomy places the organism in Eukaryota, Fungi, Ascomycota, Sordariomycetes, Amphisphaeriales, Sporocadaceae. Bases 1 to 978 code for a protein of 325 amino acids.
AUGCCUGCCGCACUCACCCCUCCUGUCCCACAGGUCAAGGCCAUUGCGCCUGAAGCACCCAAGAAGAGAAAGGUCAUCUGCUUCUCAGAUUUCGAUGGAACAAUUUUCAUGCAAGAUACCGGCCACGUGCUGUUCGACGCUUACGGCUGUGGUUCCAAGAAACGCGAGAUGCUCGACGAACAAAUCAAAACUGGCGAGCGAUCCUUCAGAGAUGUAUCAGAAGAGAUGUGGGGUUCCUUGAAUGUCCCCUUCGAUGACGGAUUUGAGGUCAUGGAGAAGACGCUCGAGAUCGAUGUCGAUUUCCAGUCCUUCCACAAGUGGUGCCUGGCCAACGAAAUCCCGUUCAAUGUCAUCUCCGCCGGUCUGAAGCCGAUUCUCCGCAAGGUCCUUGACACUUUCCUCGGCGAGGAAGAGUCGUCUCACAUUCAGAUCAUUGCCAACGAUGCCGAGAUCAAGGAGGAUGGUUCGUCGUGGAAGCCCAUCUGGAGACACGACACUGAGCUCGGCCACGACAAGGCCCUCUCCGUCAACGAGGCUCGCGCAGCGGCCGAGCUGACGUGCGACGACGGUACCAUUCCCCUCAUUGUCUUCAUCGGCGACGGUGUCUCGGAUCUGCCCGCCGCCCGCGAGGCUGAUGUCCUCUUUGCCCGCCGCGGUCUGCGUCUCGAGGAGUACUGCGUCGAGCACAAGAUCAAGUAUAUUCCCUUUGACACGUUUGCCGACAUCCAGACCAAGCUCGAGGAGAUCCGCAAGGAGGACGAGGAGAAGACCGCAGGUCAUGGUCUGCCGGCCAUCUUCAACCCCCGUGCCAACAUGUGGCGCCGUGUGUCGAGCAAGCAGGCCAUCCCUCGCUUUGCCGUCAUGUCGCCCUCCAAGGAGGAGAAGAUGUUCCUCUGGCCCGAGGCCUACACGGAGCUCAAGACUCCCGCCAUUACCGAGGUCAAUGAGAUUGAUCCCAUGACCCGGGUUCAGGCAUAA